UUGCUGCAGCGGUUCUUUCUUCUCUUGCUGCUUCCUCAGAUUUUUGAUCUGUUUUGCUUGGGUUCGUAAUUUGGGAGCAGCCCCCAUGAGGAGGCGGAAGGAGAGGCAGAGCGCAAAGAUUGAGGACGAAGAGGAUCUUAAAGACGACAAGAAGGCUUCGUCGUCUGUGGUCGUUUCAAGCAGUGACGAUGAAGAAGCAAACGAGGACCUGACUCUCAAGAUUGAGGAGAAAGCCCAACGUAUGCGUGAGGCGAAGCUUCUCCAGAAUGGUGGCGAAUUGGACCGUGACGGUGACUUUGGCUGCGAUGUCGAUCUGGAAAGUGCAGAGAUUGAGAUGAAGAGGAAUAAAAAGAAGUUUAAGAAAAUUGAAUCUGGGGAUCAAAGUAUUAUUACAGUAGAAGAACAAGAGACAAGCGAGGCAAUCAAAGCCAGCGAAACAAACGAGCCCCCAGAAGCAAGUCCAGUUCAGAUGGGUGACAAUAUUGUUCUACGAAAGCUGCUUCGGGGCCCCAGGUAUUUUGAUCCUCCUGAUAGUAAUUGGGGAACUUGCUUCAACUGUGGUGAAGGAGGUCAUACUGCAGUGAACUGUAAAGCAGGGAGACGCAAGAAACCAUGCUUUGUAUGUGGAAGCUUGGAGCAUGCUGUAAAAAAUUGCACCAAGGCACGAGACUGCUUCAUCUGCAAGAAAGGUGGUCACCGUGCCAAAGACUGUCCAGAGAAGAUCACCGGUGGGUCUAAAAGUUCAGUAUUCUGUUUGAAGUGUGGGAAGUCGGGGCAUGAUAUGUUUCAAUGCAAGAAUAGUUAUUCAUCAGAUGAUCUUAAGGAAAUACAAUGCUAUGUUUGCAAAGCAUUUGGCCACUUGUGUUGCGUUGAUUCUGAUGAUGGUCCGAGAUGGGAAGUUUCUUGUUACAGAUGUGGUCGAUUGGGUCAUACUGGUCUGGCUUGUUUGAGGUUACAAGAGGAGAACACUGGUGCAGCCACACCUAGUUCAUGCUUUAAGUGUGGUGAAGUGGGACAUUUUGCUCGGGAAUGCGCCAAUUUUGCUAAGGUAAUAUUGGAGGAGACCACUGGUGCAGCCACGCCUAGUUCAUGCUUUAAGUGUGGAGAAGAGGGACAUUUUGCCCGUGAAUGUACAAGUUCCGCCAAGGUAAGGAAGAAGAAUCGCCAAUUAUUAAAAUCUCCUAGAUCCCGUAAAGAGAAAGAUUACGUUGAAUAUGGGUCUGCACCAUCUAAUAUGGGUAAGGCCCAUAAAAAGAAAAAGAUCCGAACUGAUGAUAUGGUUGCAAGCACUUCUCGCAAGUCAAAGCGGCGGGUUGAUUGGAUGAAUGAGGAUGUCGAAGAUUUUCCUUCAAAGUUCAAAGACAGAGGUGCUACCACUCCGAAGAAAUCCAAGCCGAGAGGCGGGUGGAUGUUUGAGGAUCCUGGAGACUAUGAUUCACCAAAGCCUCAGGGAAAAUCGAAGCGUAGAGGUGGUUGGAUGGCUGAAGAUCCUGAAGAACACUAUCCCAGAAAGUUCAACAACAGAUGGAUGUCUCCUGCAACCCCGCCCAGAUGGAAGUCAUUCAACCAUGCUGGAUCCUCAGGAUCAAAAGGAUUAGCCAAUUCUUUUCAUCAUAGAUCCUCAGCAUCGAGGUUUGGCAGAAGUAACAAUCCACCACCAAGGUAUGACUGGUGGUAGCUCUCCAUAAUUUUGCGAUCUGGAUGUCCCUGUUUGUCAUAUUACCUUACAAUAGCAUUUGUAAGUUUGAAGUCAAUCGAUUAAAUUAAUUUUUCUUUUAUUCGUUUGACACCAUCCUUUUUGUUUGGGUUUGGCCAUCUUCAUCGAUCCCCCGAAACGUUCAUUUUCGUGUACAUCUCAAACUUUAAUAGACGGGGAUCAAGAAUUGUUUUACACUUGCGUUUUUUAA
Neltuma alba is the source of this 1907-nucleotide messenger RNA. Its product is annotated as zinc finger CCHC domain-containing protein 7. The record is from RefSeq and is a predicted model, not a curated record. Bases 86 to 1678 code for a protein of 530 amino acids. The transcript is spliced from 7 exons. Lineage: Eukaryota; Viridiplantae; Streptophyta; Magnoliopsida; Fabales; Fabaceae. Gene Ontology annotation, molecular function: zinc ion binding; nucleic acid binding.